CAGCAGUGAUGUGCUGGUGUUGUAUGAGCGUCGGUGUGCGGGGCGCAGGCCCGCCGGCCUCUGGGCGGCGCUGUGGCUUAUAGUCCCCUCCGUUCCCCGUGACGCCGCAGAAGAGGAGCGAGGAUGCAGCGAGACAAAAGCGGCGGCUCCGGCGGCGAUAAGCCGGACCGCGAGACCGCCAUCAUGUCCAAGUACUACGACGGAGUGGAGUUUCCGUUCUGCGACGAGUUCUCCAAGUACGAGAAGCUCGCCAAGAUCGGGCAGGGCACCUUCGGGGAGGUGUUCAAAGCCAAACACAGGCAGACGGGUAAGAAGGUGGCGCUGAAGAAGGUGCUGAUGGAAAAUGAGAAAGAAGGGUUCCCCAUCACGGCUCUGAGGGAGAUCAAGAUCCUCCAGCUGCUGAAGCACGAGAAUGUUGUGAACCUGAUCGAGAUCUGCAGAACAAAAGCCACCCAGUUUAACCGCUACAAGGGCAGCAUCUACCUCGUGUUUGAUUUCUGCGAGCACGAUCUGGCCGGGUUGCUUAGCAACGCCAACGUAAAGUUCACGCUGUCGGAGAUAAAGAAGGUCAUGCAGAUGCUCCUGAACGGCCUCUACUACAUCCACAGGAACAAGAUUCUGCACAGAGACAUGAAGGCGGCAAACGUUCUGAUCACGAGGGACGGCAUCCUGAAGCUGGCUGAUUUUGGGCUGGCCCGAGCCUUCAGCCUGGCUAAGAACAGCCAGGGGAACCGCUACACCAACCGCGUGGUCACCCUGUGGUACCGACCGCCGGAGCUGCUGCUAGGAGAACGUGAUUAUGGUCCUCCUAUUGACCUGUGGGGCGCCGGCUGUAUCAUGGCUGAGAUGUGGACCAGGAGCCCCAUCAUGCAGGGCAACACAGAGCAGCAUCAGUUGACGCUCAUCAGCCAGCUGUGUGGGUCCAUCACUGCAGAGGUGUGGCCAGGCGUGGAUAAGAAGUACGAGCUGUAUCAGAAGAUGGAGCUGCCGAAGGGUCAGAAGCGGAAGGUGAAGGACCGGCUGAAGGCGUACGUCAAGGACCCGUACGCGCUGGACCUCAUCGACAAGCUGCUGGUCCUGGACCCGGCGCAGAGGAUCGACAGCGACGACGCGCUCAACCACGACUUCUUCUGGUCCGACCCCAUGCCCUCCGACCUCAAGAACAUGCUCUCCACGCACAACACCUCCAUGUUCGAGUACCUGGCCCCGCCCAGGCGCCGAGGUCACAUGCCCCAGCAGCCAGCCAAUCAGAACAGGAACCCUGCCACCACCAGCCAACCGGAGUUCGACAGGGUGUUCUGAUUCAGUCACCAGAAGAACGAGACUUCUGACUGGAUCAGAGAGCAGGACCGACCGGGACCGGGACCGGGACCUGGACCGGGACUGGCCUCGUCCUCUAGAGAGAGAACAUGAUUUACAUGUAUUUACACUUAUUAUCGCUUCAUAGCGCUCAGUUGGUCUCAGGCAUAAAUUCUCUCGUUCACAACUCACGCAAGGGAGGUUCUGGAAACUACAGUUGAGCUCCUCCCAGAGAAGAUCAGACGUCCAGGAAGUGGACUACUGAUCUGUUUUGCCACGAAUGGAUAUCUUUUUUUUUAAUCUUUAUUUUUUGUUUUGGUCUGGGAUCAGGUCGGCUCUGUCUGCGCUGGGUUCGGUCCCCGUGUGCUCUCCUGGGCACAGUGGUUAGAUGGGAACGAAUGCCAUGGUAAAUAAGUCGGCAGAGAGAGGAAUCCAUAAAGAACUGAUUAUGAUGGUGGGGGGGGGGCGUAGACUUAUACUGAAAAGAAAUGACGAAAUCCGGAGUUUCAUUUAAAUUGUCCCGUCCAGGGACGACGUUUGGGGGGAUCCUGGUCUUGGAUUUAAUGACGGCUGAUGAUCGCAGAAGAAAAGGUGCAGGUUUUUCAGACGGCUCUCAGCUCUUUCCCUCAUCUGUACAUUUGAUUUUACUUUUUUAUGAAGAGUUUAUGUGAAAGGUGGACUGUUUGUUGGUUGAUGAAGUACUUGUGAGUAUAACACCAAUAAACUUCUCACGUUCGCUCAA
This is a messenger RNA of Pygocentrus nattereri (red-bellied piranha), 2041 nucleotides long. RefSeq names its product cyclin-dependent kinase 9 (CDC2-related kinase) (gene cdk9). The transcript is spliced from 8 exons. Bases 124 to 1302 code for a protein of 392 amino acids. Gene Ontology annotation, cellular component: nucleus. NCBI's taxonomy places the organism in Eukaryota, Metazoa, Chordata, Actinopteri, Characiformes, Serrasalmidae. Gene Ontology annotation, biological process: protein phosphorylation. The record is from RefSeq and is a predicted model, not a curated record. Gene Ontology annotation, molecular function: ATP binding; cyclin-dependent protein serine/threonine kinase activity.